Messenger RNA from Aspergillus wentii DTO 134E9, 1053 nucleotides. RefSeq lists its product as uncharacterized. The record is from RefSeq and is a predicted model, not a curated record. Lineage: Eukaryota; Fungi; Ascomycota; Eurotiomycetes; Eurotiales; Aspergillaceae. The transcript has 3 exons. Bases 1 to 921 code for a protein of 306 amino acids.
AUGGCUCAGACCUAUAUCAAGAACGUGGCCAUUGUUGGCGCUGGCGGGAAUGUUGGCAAACACUUCACAGAAGAACUUCUCAAGACUGGCAAGCACACCGUUACGGCCCUCACACGCGUUGGCGGCACCAGCCCGGUCCCCGAGGGUGUCAAACGUGUCGAGGUAGACUAUGACAAUAGCGACUCCCUUGUCUCAGCCCUCAAGGGCCAGGAGUUCCUCAUCAUCACACUAUCUAUUACCACACCCCCAGACACACACGGCAAGAUCGUCAAGGCAGCCUCCGAGGCCGGAGUACCGUAUAUCAUGCCCAAUGUCUACGGGUCUGAUAUCAUGAACGAGUCCAUGCGUAAAGAAGAUCUCUAUAGCGGUGGUGCUUAUGAGCGCUGCUUGGAGGUUGAGAAACAGGGUAACACGGCUUAUAUCGCCAUGGCAUGCGGGUUCUGGUAUGAAUGGAGUUUGGCGAUUGGGGAGCAGUGGUUUGGAUUCGAUAUUAAGAACAGGACGGUUACAUUUAUCGAUGAUGGAAAUACGAAAAUCACGACGAGUACUUUCGGUCAAUGUGGACGAGCUAUUGCUGCUUUGCUGAGUCUGCCUGAGAGUGGUGCAGAGCCUUCUGUGUCACAGUGGAAGAACAAGCCAUUUCUCCACCGCGUCAUUGGCACCACUGAUGCUGACUGGACUAUUUCCUACCAACCCAGCAAGGAGAGAUACAGCGAGGGCCUGGAGGAGAUGAAGAACGGUGUUAGGACUGGGUUUGUCAAAGCCAUGUAUACUCGUGCUUUCUUCCCUGGCGGAGGGGGUGACUUUGAGUCAACUAGGGGACUUGCUAAUGAUGUUAUUGGUUUGGCGAAAGAUGAUUUGGAUCUGGCGACAAAGCGUUCGGUUGACCUGGUUGAGGCGGGCUGGAAUCCUUUUGCUUGAGUUGAUAUGAUCUUAUUCAAUAUGUUUACUUUGUGGAAUGAUCGCAUAGUAUAGUCUCCGUUUAUAAUAUUUCAUUUCUCUUAUUCUAUAAUAAAUCAUCUUAUCCAUAUAGACUACCUCCGACAAUAUGAA